Messenger RNA from Aspergillus ruber CBS 135680, 1336 nucleotides. Its product is annotated as nucleic acid-binding protein. NCBI's taxonomy places the organism in Eukaryota, Fungi, Ascomycota, Eurotiomycetes, Eurotiales, Aspergillaceae. Gene Ontology annotation, molecular function: RNA binding. The transcript is spliced from 3 exons. The record is from RefSeq and is a predicted model, not a curated record. The coding region runs from base 116 to 1228 and encodes 370 amino acids.
CCAGGAGCAAUUAUUCCUGUCCAGCCCAGCGAAUACCCAACUCGUGUUUCUUUAUAUUGUUUAAUUUACCUGCAAUAUCAAUUUGCUUUGUUCUGCUACUUGAGGCAGGGGCAAAAUGUAUUGCUUCCGGCGGGCUGCCAUCCGUCUCUUCUCCACAUCAGCCUUGGCUACACCGGUACAGCGUCGGUCAAUAAGUGCGAUUAAUCGACGUCAAUUACUGUCUUUCAUUCCGCGACAAUCCCCGCAUUAUGCCUUUCAGCACCGAUGGAAUAGCGAUGAGGCUGGGAGGCGAGAGCUGUUAGAGGCCGAGAACGAUAAAGAUAAUAAGAAAAAUGCAAAAAAUAAGAGCGAAGAUGCCGCAACACAGGAAGGAAAGCGUGGGGUUACAGAAGAGACCGAGCCCGGAUUAAAGUCUAUGCCCACCCAGACAGUGGCAGAAAUAGAGCCAGAAACGAUAAGCCAAAACCUGGAAGAAUCUGCAAAUUCAGACCCAGAUGCGGUAGAGGAGGGGCCACGAACCGAGUCUAAGCCUACAUCGAACAAAGCACAAGAAACUGCGCCGACACCACCAUCCGGUCCUGCACGGUUUAGAUACGUUGAGCAGCCAGCGGCGCCAAAGGAGACGGUUUUUAUCUCCAACUUAUACUUUGAUAUCACAGCGGACGAUUUACGAAAGAAGAUGGAAGACUUUGGGGUUGUUGAGAAUGUGACGAUUGUUCAUGAUGCGCGGGGGAUUAGCAGAGGGUUUGGAUACGUUACUUACGACACGACUGAGUCUGCCAGCAGUGCAAUCGAGAACAUGGACGGCAUUUACUAUGAAGGUCGUCAGGUCUUCGCCCAAUACGCGCGCGUCAACACCGGCGACUAUAAGCUCCGGAAACCCAAGAACCCGCCCUCCAGAACGAUUUUCGUAAGCAGAAUUCCGGCUGAGAUGACCGUCCAAGAGCUACAUGAACUUUUCGACGACAUUCACAACGUUAUUGAUAUCCGAGUGUCCGUUGACCGGCGGACGGGGUACCUUCGAGGCUUUGCGCACGCUGAGUUCCUCGAUCUCCAGAGCGCCAAGGAAGCGUUUGAGGUUCUUGGCAAGAAGAGACCGCAUAACAAGCCGCUUAAACUUGAUUACAGUCACACAAACAGGAAGAUGCCGGGGCCUAAUAUCGGAAGUGGGUUUGCGGGCUACGAGCCGCCUGUGUACAGUGGUCCCUCUUCGUCAGAGUCUUCUUAAUUGGGAACUUUGAUGUUAUUUUCUAUAUGUACUAUAUACGUAACAAGCGGUUUUGUAUUUCUAUUUCAUGAUUGAUAGAUGGCGGACGCAAUGACACCUUCCCUCUGG